Molecule: messenger RNA, 2385 nt
Organism: Diachasma alloeum
Lineage: Eukaryota; Metazoa; Arthropoda; Insecta; Hymenoptera; Braconidae
Gene: PNPase
Product: polyribonucleotide nucleotidyltransferase 1, mitochondrial
Exons: 4
Coding region: 2-2296 (764 amino acids)
Biological process (GO): mitochondrial RNA 3'-end processing; mitochondrial mRNA catabolic process
Cellular component (GO): cytosol; mitochondrion
Molecular function (GO): polyribonucleotide nucleotidyltransferase activity; RNA binding; 3'-5'-RNA exonuclease activity
Source: RefSeq, a predicted model, not a curated record
CAUGGCAUCAAUAACAACAUUCAGGUUAAUUCCCUCCCGAAAAUUCCAUUAUUCUCCCCUAAAACACCAAAUUAGGUUAAGAAAUGGAAGUCUCCAUCAACUCCGGAUGGCAUCGUCUUUCCAGAAUUCAUCGGAUGUCAGUGUAUCAUUAUCUCAUGGGACGUCCAAGAAACCCCUGACAAUAUCCACGGGAAAGCUAGCGAAAUUCGCUGACGGCUGUGGAGUCGUCACCUUCGGGGACACCUCAGUGAUGGCGACAUCAGUAAGCAAGACCCACGCCUCCUCAAAUUCCUUCCUCCCCCUAGUCGUCGACUACCGCCAGAAGGCGUCGGCCGCGGGUAGAAUCCCCACCAACUUUCUGCGACGCGAGUUAGGCCCCUCCGAGCACGAGAUCCUCACAAGUCGGCUCAUAGACAGAUCCCUCCGGCCCCUCUUCCCCGACUCGUAUAACUUCGACACCCAAAUAAUGUGCAACAUCCUCGCGAUCGACGGGGAGAACGACCCAGACGUCCUAGCGAUUAACGCGGCAUCGGCCUCCCUAGCCCUAUCAGACAUCCCCUGGAACGGUCCCGUGGGCGCAGUCCGGGUCGGUUUCAUAGACAACGAGGUCCUGAUAAACCCGACACGCCACGAAAUCCAGAAGAGUUCUCUGAACCUGAUCAUCGCAGCCGCUGGGCACAACCUUGUGGUCAUGUUAGACGGCUGUGCGAAUGCCAUCCUAGACCAAGAUCUCAAGAAAGCGAUCAAAUCUGGGGUCAAAGAAUGCCAGGGCAUCAUCGCUGGCAUCUCCGACCUAGCCAAAGCCCACGGAAAACCCAAAAGAAGCCUCGAAGAAGCCCCCAGAGUCAGCGAAGAGCUAAAGACAGCUGUCCGCUCCCUAUCAGAAAUCAAACUGCGAGACAUCUUCAUGGAUUACUCUCACGACAAGAUCUCCAGGGACAUUGCUAUCAGCAACCUCAGGACUAACGUCUUGGAGACUAUGAAGAGCAGUGUCUCUGAUCUGGAUCUACCAGCUAUUGUCGACGCCUUCGGAAUGAUCUCCAAAGACAUCUUCCGGUCUCUGAUUUUCGAGAACGACGUGAGAUGCGAUGGCAGGAAGCUCACGGACUUGAGACCGAUCUCGUGUCAGGUUGACUUGUUCAAGCCUCUUCACGGCUCUGCCUUGUUCCAAAGGGGUCAGACCCAGGUGCUUUGCACCGUCACCUUGGACUCUUUGCACAGUGCGCUUAAGAUGGAUACGAUAACGAUGCUGACGAGCGGGAUCAAGGAGAAGAACUUCUUCCUGCAUUAUGAGUUUCCGCCUUAUGCUACGAAGGAGACUGGCCGGACUGGGCCCAUCGGCCGGAGGGAGAUGGGGCAUGGGGCCCUGGCGGAGAGGGGCCUCAGACCGGUGAUCCCUGAGGACUAUCCGUUCACUGUGAGGCUGACCAGCGAGGUCCUGGAGAGCAAUGGGUCAUCGUCCAUGGCUUCCGUCUGCGGAGGGAGUCUGGCGCUUUUAGAUGCCGGGGUGCCGAUCUCUACGGCCGCUGCUGGGGUCGCUAUUGGGCUCGUCACUAAGUAUGAUGGGGAGAGGAUCGAGGAUUAUAGGAUACUUACGGAUCUUUUGGGAAUUGAAGAUUACCUCGGAGAUAUGGAUUUCAAAAUAGCCGGCACGAAAAAGGGGAUAACGGCGCUCCAAGCGGACGUAAAAAUUCCCGGUCUUCCCCUAAAAAUUGUGAUGGAGAGCAUCAGUCGAGCGAAAUCAGCGAAGGAUGAAAUUCUCGGGAAGAUGAAUGCCGUGAUAUCAUCCCCUCGAGUCGGAAAGCAGAACAUGCCAGUUAACGCGACUAUAGAGGUGCCGGUGCACCAGCGAGGGAGAUUUCUAGGGAUCGGAGGGUCUAAUUUGAAGAAAAUUCUCGUGGAAACUGGAGUCAGCAUUCAUGCGCAAGAGGAAAAUGUCUACACCCUCUUUGCUCCGAACGAAACGGCGAUGGCUGAGGCCAAGGAGAUGAUCAGUAAGAUCUUGGUCGAGGAAAAAGCGCCGGAACUCGAGUUCGGGGGAAUUUACACAGCUAAAGUGGUGGAAAUUCGCGAUUCUGGGGUGAUGGUCAUUCUGUACCCAAAUAUGCAUCCAGCAUUGCUCCAUAAUUCCCAGUUGGAUCAACGCUCGGUCGUCCAUCCGAGUGCUCUCAACAUCGAAGUUGGCCAGGAACUCCAGGUGAAAUACUUCGGACGUGAUCCUGUCUCGGGGAGCAUGCGGUUAUCACGAAAGGUGCUCCAAACAGCCAGUGGUGUCACCAAAAAUUACACGUCGUGAAAGAUGAUUGUUAUUCUGUAAAUAUUCUGUAAAUAAAUUGUUUCUACCUCUCUGGUUGAACUUGACAUAAUAAAUGUAUAUAUUUUUAA